AUGCCUGCAGAACACGCUCCAAUCCAGCCGUCCUUCAAACGCCUGCGAGUUGAGGAAACAACAACAACAACGAGCGCUGCUGACCGUCGCGGCAGUCCAUUGACCAGUUUUGUCGAGGCUGGUGAAGCUUUUUUACCAACAUGUGCACAAGAGCGCGGCAGCGGAGGGCAAAUUAACUCAAAGUCGAAUAUAUCAAGGGCAGAAACAUCAUCCAGUGUUACACUCGGCUUAUCAAACGCAGAGGCAGUGCGAACCAGUAUCGGCAUCAAAGGUGCUUUGGCAGUCUCCGGGCAGGAUCUCAUGGAGAAAAUCCUCAUGCACAUCCUGCAUGCCAACGGUGGAGUCUUCCCUGGCGGUUGCUCCGUUUGGUAUGCCGUUCUCGCAACGUGGGAAGUAGCUUUCCCGGGCGAACCCACACCGGCUCACCAGAGCUACAAAGAUGCCUUGGCCCGAUUGGCCAAGAGAAAACAGAUCGUUGUCAGUACACAUGCCUUCAAGGAUUCUAGAGGCAUGAUGGCAAAUUACCAAUUACUGAGGGUCCCCGGGGUUGAGGCAUCUUCACCAGCUGGCGCGGCCAUGAAAGCAAAGAUCACUGCAGCGCACCCCAAGGCCUAUACACCCCUGGCGUUCACUCCCAAGACCAGGACCCAUGAUGAAGACAGCAACGACGUCCAGCCAGUUUUCUCGAGCCGGCGAAAACUUGUCCAGGGAAUCGAGGUUCUUGAUGCGCCUUUUUAUGCUAAGAAAGCCGCAAAUGAACGGCCACUCACCCCUCCUGAGGGUACCAAUUUGACUCCACGGAAACGGAAGAGGAGAAUGGUGACGAAGGAGCAAAUUACACACGCUGAGGAUGACGGCCCUGAUGGUACACGACGUCGGGACAUUUUCCGAUUUUUUAUGGACGGCAACGACGGAGCUCACAACGGACUUACGCGGUCAAAUUCGAUGGAAGCUGGAAGAGGCGGCUUCGUAACCCCUUUGGUGUUCCUUAAACCCAACACUUAUCUCGGCCAAGAUGUGCCAGAGGAAGUCAGACAUUCCCUUUUACCACCCGACGGCCCAGCUACUGAGCCAACAUACCCGUCGGCACCAGCCAAGGACGAUGUAGCCAAUGACUUCAGCGUCAAUUUCACUGAAGCCACCGUUAUCGUAGGCCAAAGGGGCGUCUGGCCGGCAAUUGACGACAGUUUAUUCGACCAAGACUGCAGCUUGACAACACUAGGUUGGAUGCCGGAUUCUCGAUGGUUCCUCAAGCAGAAUCUACCGCAAAACUUGGCUGAGAUGGUAAAAUGGCGCGGCCGCCCGCGUGCCAAGUUUCCAAGCAGCAGCCAGUAUCAGGAGUUUUCUGAGCAAGUCGAUGCCUGCUUCGACUGGGAGUUGUCGACCGAGGGUAUGAAGCUCAUGUUGGCCGAGUCAAUCGUACCGGAGCACAUCUUCAUCAAUCUUGGCGUUAGCGACCUGCCAGGCAAAUGGGAGAAUCCUCCUCUUGACUGGAAUCCCGCUAAUCAAUUGAGUGCGUCUCUAUUGUUCGACGUGCGCUUGUCGGACUUCACUACCACUGCGGCUGAUCAUCUAUGGGGCGGCGACCUUGGCCGUCAGCGGCGACGCAAGCGACGACAAAAGCAACCCGUCACCGACACAAAGGACCUUGUAGUGGGUAUAGAUCUGAAGAUCAGGUCGCUCAUAACACUGCCAAAGGAUGCGGACCUGCGAGAGGCAUCCAAGCGGAACAAUGGACUGGAUGAGACCAACGAAACCAUCUUGAUAGCGGCGUUCGUUGUGACUAGGACAUUACUAGGCGGCGCCGACAGGGUCAUCGAAUGGGGCUUGAUGAUGACGUUGUUCCCGGACAUGGCUCUCAGUGCUAUGCGGCGAUUCUGGUCCAAAGCCCGGAAGGACCGACGGACGUUCAUUAGUCAACUCACAGAACGAUUCCAGAUUCGAUUCAUUCCCGCCUACGAGAACAAUGAGUUCCCCGCGAUUGACUUUGAUGACUACGUCAACUACGAUUGGGUCCGUCUGAUCAGAUGGACCGCUGGGCUCAUCGAGGACUCCGUGGAGCUUCCUGCGAGCAAAAAUGCCCUGGUUCAAGGAUAUUCUCUCGCACCAGCCUGGGCGGACAUUGAUAAUUGGCGUGAAGAUUACUACAAUUUUCAGAUGUCUGUCUUCAACAGAUUUGAAGCCGCUACCUCGCGCCCGGCUACUUCUCUCAUCGAUGAAGGCAGCGGAUCUGCCCCAAAUACGAAAGCGAAAGACCUGGUUACAGCCAUGUCCUGGCUUCGCUCUCUCUGCUACACGCCGCGCGAUAGAUACGCACCACAAGAUAUAAGGAAGAAAAUGGCCAGCAUAGGAGGCGGGGACGAGGAGCGCAUUCAGAAUUUGCUUGAGCAAGCGGUUGAGACCCUCCAAGGCCAGGGCAUCAUUACGGACAGCAAGCUGAAGGCACUCGAGGGAAGGCCAUACCGCCUUACUGAGACCUUUCUUCCUCGGUUGAUAAAGUGGACGCAUCAGCACAAGUUCGUUGACGCCGCCCGCUUUAAGUCGCGACUUGAUGUCAGCUUUCGACGAGGCGAAAAGAUUCGUAUUCCUUACGUUCUCAGAGACGGUGAAGUUAUGGCGAUGAUGAACCUGCAGGCGAAUGGGAGAGUGGCCGUUACCACAGUCGAUGUCCCGAGCAUUCCUCUGGGAUUUGAUCCCGGCAACUAUGAAAGCAGAAAGUACCCGAAGUCGUAUUAUAACUUCGGCCUUGAGAUCGCUCCCACACAAGAUUAUCUGUACGAUGACGAUUUAGAGGUUAUCGAACGGGCAAGAAGCAACAGGCCCCCACGAGAAAACCAGAACCGAGCCAUACCAUUGUGGUCUGACUUUUUUGGGGAGCUCAACAUAGAACGCUGGUCACAGGUCCUCGGUGCAGUCGCUUUCGUCAUAGCCACGCGCGGCCCGCUGGACGUCCCGUCUGUUUGCGCAGUUUUGAAACCCUACCUUCAAGAAUUUGAGGUUGAAAUGGUUUUCGAUUGGGGCCGACACAAUGGGGUGUUGAAGCACAUGGCACACGGGACGAGCUGCACAGUGGACGAGUGGUGGUGGCUGCUUGUCGGGAGGCAGCGAGGCAUUGCGUUAUGA
Molecule: messenger RNA, 3123 nt
Organism: Colletotrichum siamense
Lineage: Eukaryota; Fungi; Ascomycota; Sordariomycetes; Glomerellales; Glomerellaceae
Exons: 1
Coding region: 1-3123 (1040 amino acids)
Source: RefSeq, a predicted model, not a curated record